Molecule: messenger RNA, 1862 nt
Organism: Toxorhynchites rutilus septentrionalis
Lineage: Eukaryota; Metazoa; Arthropoda; Insecta; Diptera; Culicidae
Exons: 8
Coding region: 297-1802 (501 amino acids)
Source: RefSeq, a predicted model, not a curated record
UGUUCGAUUCAAUGAGAAUGGCCCGAAUUCAUUAUUUAUUGAAUAACGCCAAUGAAAUGAUUACGAUGUCAUUUUAUAAGAUAGUUUAAAUCAAACCAGAACCAUGACCGGAGAACAAAAAACCGAAAGUUUAUUCUAUUAAUCUGUUUCCAGUGUCAACUGUUUGAAUAUGAAAUGAUAUCAAUGUUUUAGCUUAUCUGGAGCGCAAAGUCGUAGCACCGUAGCCACUUUCGUGAGAACUAUAAAAUCCGGAUUACACCAACAGAGUACUAUCAGUAUUAUUUAGCAUCACAAUCAUGAAGCUUCUAAUAGCAGUUACUAUCCUGGCUUUAGUAAAGCUAUCAAGCCAAGCCGAUUAUUGUAAUAAGGCGCUGUGUAAAAAAGACAAGCAUGUCGCCUGCAAUGGACUUACUUCUCUGAGCCCAUCAUGCGGUGCGAAAGCCGAAAUGGUCGUCCUGGAUGACAAGCUCAAAACUCUGAUCGUUGAUAAACAUAAUCAGCUUCGUAGCAAAAUCGCCAGUGGUAAGCAAGCACCUUAUCCACAAGCUGCUCGUAUGGCAACAAUGCAAUGGAAUGCUGAAUUGGCAGAUAUUGCUGUCCACAACGCAAGAAGCUGUAAUUUCGCUCACGACAAGUGUCGCAACACCAAUGCCUUCAAUGCAGCCGGCCAAAAUCUUGCCAUUAAAUCCUACUACGGGCAAACAUUCACAGAUACUGAACUUAUUAAUGGAUUCAUUGAUGCUUGGUAUGAUGAAUAUUCCGACGCAAAUCCAAGUUUUGUUGCCAAAUAUCCAGAGAAUUAUAGCGGACCGAUGAUUGGACACUUCACCCAAGUCGUUUCGGCCAGUAGCACACAAGUGGGUUGUGCGCUGGUUAGCUAUGAGACUGCACCUUGGUUGAACAAAUAUUUCGUGUGUAACUACGCCCGGACCAACAUCAUCGGCCUGCCAGUUUACGAGGCUGGAAACUCCUGCUCCAAGUGUACGGAGGGUUGCAACCCGAACUACCCUGGUUUGUGCAAUCCAUCGGAACCGAUCGAUCCAAGAGUGUUUCGGAUUACAGUUACUGUCUUGGCUUUGGUAGAACUAUCUACCCAAACUAAUUACUGCGAUAAAGCACUAUGUGGACCAAAAAAACAUGUUAGCUGCAAUGGAUUGACUUCGUUGGCCCCAUCGUGUGGCUCGGAGGCCAAGGUCAUCCCCAUGGAUGAUAAGCUGAAGGCUUUGAUCCUUAAUAAGCACAAUGAGUUCCGCAGUAAGAUUGCUACGGGAAAACAAGCACCGUACUUACCAGCUGCUCGUAUGACUACAAUGCUAUGGGAUACUGAGUUGGAAAAUCUUGCUGGCGCCAACGCCAUGAGCUGUAAUUUCGGUCACGACCAGUGUCGCAAUACUGAUGCCUUCAACGCAGCCGGCCAGAAUAUCGCCAUCAAAUCGUACUACGGAAAGACGUACACUGACGAAGAGAUUAUUACUGGAUUCAUUGAUGCAUGGUAUAAUGAAUUCGCUAAUGCUAACCAAGCUAUUAUAGACAAAUAUCCGAAAGAUUACAAAGGACCGAUGAUGGGACAUUUCACCCAAGUCGUUUCAGACCGUGCCGCUAAAGUAGGUUGUUCAUUAGUUCAAUACAAGACGGAUGGAAAGUGGAUCAACAAGCUCAUGACAUGUGAUUACUCCAUAACCAACGUUGUCGGCCAGCCAAUUUACGAGGCUGGAAACGCCUGCUCCAAGUGUACGAAGGGCUGCAACCCGCAGUAUCCUGGAUUGUGCAAUCCAUCUGAACCGAUUAACGCAAGAAUUUAGAAAAUUGGGGUUCAAUUCAAAUUUGAAGCUAUGAAAUAAAUGAAGUUUUCUCAAAGCAUA